Marasmius oreades (fairy-ring Marasmius) is the source of this 2625-nucleotide messenger RNA. RefSeq lists its product as uncharacterized. The record is from RefSeq and is a predicted model, not a curated record. The coding region runs from base 1 to 2625 and encodes 874 amino acids. NCBI's taxonomy places the organism in Eukaryota, Fungi, Basidiomycota, Agaricomycetes, Agaricales, Marasmiaceae. The transcript has 7 exons.
AUGCAAAUGGCAUUCCUGUAUCUGCAAAUAAGCCCCCCAACUCAAUUGCUGAACCUUCUAUACAUCUCCCAGAAGCCUGGUACCUAUUCGAAAAUCGUUCGACCUUUGAUUGGUCUUAUUUUUUUUUACAUUGAACUAAAAGCUUCAAACGGGAAAAUUAACAAGGCUCUAGAUAUUCUACAAGCACAACUUCUCGAAGUCAGCAGUAGUCAGGCUCCGUUUAAGAAUGCAAAGGAACUCUAUGCAGCCAUUGACUCAAUAUGGGAAGAGAAUACCCCAUGGACCACUUACCAUGUGAAGUAUGCUGGUGAGCUGCCAGAUGAUCCACCGCUUUGGAUGACAGAAGUCUACGAGUUCUGUGUCCGCGAUACACUGAAUGUGCUUACUGAACAACUCAAAACAGAAGCAUUUAGUGGGCAGUUCAAUUACACUCCUUACCAAGAGUGGAAUACUCGCAAUGAGAGAAUUUAUUCCAAUCUGCUUUCAGGAGAUUGGGCUUGGGAUAUAGCGGAUGAAAUAUCUGCAGAUCCAGAGCUAUUGAAGAGAACCAAUGGUGCGAUGCUGGUUCCCAUUGUUCUGGGGAGUGACAAAACCACAGUUUCGGUGGGGACUGGACAUCAAGAAUACCAUCCAGCAUAUAUUUCGCCUGGAAACUUAACCAAUGUAGCAAGGAGAGCACAUGGUAACAGUGUCCUUCCUUUCAUGUUUUUUGCCAUUCCUCGAACAAAUCAAAAUGACAGAAAAUCACAAGUGUUUCAUACCUUUUGUCGUCGUCUCUACCACCACAGCUUGUUCACAGCAUUGAAAGUGUUGAGACCAUAUAUGACGACUCCAAUUCUUCUGAAAUGUCCUGCUGGUCACUAUCGCCAAGUGAUAUUUCAACUUGGUCCUUAUAUUGGUGACUAUCCUGAACAAACAUAUCUCUCCUGCAUUGUACAAGGCUGGUGUCCAAAAUGCAUGGCUAGACCAGAGGACCUGGAUGCAGUUGACUCAAAUGGCAACAGAGCAAUUUCAAGAACACGAGAAUACCGGCAAGCCUUUGUUACAGGAGAUAGGCGUAAGGUUUGGAGGGAUUUUGGGCAAAGAACAGACGUUGCACCUUUUACUGAUCAAUUCCCCUGCGCUGACAUUCAUGUUCUUCUCACCCCAGAUCUUCUUCAUCAAAUUAUCAAGGGGUCAUUCAAGGAUCAUAUUGUUACUUGGAUCUGCAAUUAUAUUCUUGAAGCAUAUGGAAAAAACAGUCUCUUGAUCUUAAAGGAUAUUGAUAGAAGAAUCUCUGCUGUUCCAGCCUUUCCAGGCAUACGUCGGUUCCCCGAUGGUCGAGACUUUGCUCAGUGGACAGGUGAUGACUCCAAGGCCUUGAUGAAGGUUUAUAUUGCCACUGUUGCAGGAUAUAUUCCUAGGGAGAUGGUCAAAGCUCUUUCAUCAUUUCUGAACUUAUGUUAUUUGGUUCGCAAGAAUGAAAUUGACACAAACGACCUGGACCAGUUUUACCAGCAUCUCCAAGACUUCCACAAGUACAGAACUGCUUUCAUCACCCAUGGAACUCGUGAAACUAUUUCCCUUCCCUGCCAACAUGCACUAGUUCAUUACAAAGAAUCAAUACGUCAAUUUGGUUCACCAAACGGUCUCUGUUCUUCGAUUACAGAAUCAAAGCAUAUCAAGGCUGUUAAGGAGCCCUGGCGCAGGUCAAACAGAUAUAAUGCCCUUCACCAGAUGUUAACGACUAUACUCCGGUUAGACAAGAUGGAUGCUCUGCGGAGAAAGUUUGUUCAACAAGGGAUGCUUAUUGGUACCACCACAUCAUUUACUGCAGAUCUGCUUGAUGAACCAGACUUGGAGGAUCUUGAAGAUUCAUAUCCCAACUUUGUGGAACCUGAGAGAGAAACGGAAUAUGACGUAGGGCCAUGUGAUGACAGGGGUGGUGGCAUUUCAGUUCAGUUAGCACGCAGUGCAGCUCGUAGAUAUCCCCAAACACUUGAACUCCUUGCUCAACAUAUCAAUCAGCCUGAAUUUCCUCGGGUUCUGCGACAGUUUCUUUAUGAUCAGCUCAACCCACACUCCAAUAUCUUUGGUGAAAGCCUAGAUGUUGAGCAGUGUCCCACCUUUAACGAGAAGAUCACUGUGUUUCACUCUGCCGUUCUCACUUGUUAUGCACCCAGUGAUGAAUGUGGGAAGAAUGGAAUGUAUAGAGAACGCAUCCGCUCAACUCCACACUGGCAUGGCAGGCACCCUCACAGAGAUACAGUGUUUGUACAGGUUGACGGCUCACUCCCAGGAAUUCUUGGCCUUGCUGUGGCACGUAUACUCCUCUUCUUCUCCUUCACCCUUAACAACAAGAGCUACUCAUGUGCAUUGGUCAACUGGUACCUCCGGACAGAUGAUGAGCCUGAUGAAGACACUGGAAUGUGGGUUGUAGAACAGGAAGUGCAAAGAGAUGGAAGACCCACUUUGGCCGUAAUUCAUCUAGAGUCAAUUGCCCACUCUGCACAUCUUCUCCCCCGCUUUGGUAUGGAUGCUCUUCCGGAGAAAUUCCAUCACUUGCAGUCCCUCGAUGCAUUUGAAUCAUAUUAUAUUAACAAGUUUGCAAAUCAUCAAAUGUUUAGUUUCUUAUCUAGCAAUUGA